GCCCUCUCUGCGGGAACAACAAGCGAGGGCGCGCAGCUCGCUCCCCGGACACGCCCCCGCCGUGCGUCAGUACGCGAGGCCCCGCCCCUUUGCGCAGCGCCCUCUCAUGGAUGUCCCCAUGGCAACGGUUAGCGUAACAAUGACUUCAUCACCUUCGCGAACGCGUAUUUCGGUCGCCAUGGCGACAGUACGUGCGCGCGCUCCCCAGAUACCUCGCAGUCUGAGGAAACUGCUGUCAUGACAACAAGAAGAUCCCUGCUGCACCCCCCAACCGGAAAGGCUCGGCGGCAGGAAUGCGAGAACCGUGGAUGCGCAACUGUCUGUCUCUCUUUAUCUACAUUGUGUCGUCAUGACGACGAUAUCUAGGGGCUGGAUCCGAUCAGAUGAUUGACAUUAAUGUUGAGUGAUAUCUGAGAAUACACACUGUGUGUAUGCUAGUCUUUUAAACACACACACUCACGCUUGUUGACCCCCCUCGCUCUCUCUCUCUCUCUAGUGUUGUGUGUUGACGUCAGCGGAAGUGGGUGGGACUCGCGCCAGGUUUUCAUUAAUGCGGAAGUGGGAAUCGCUGCAAGUUGAACACAUCAACACAUAAAUAUCAUUCAUCAGAGUUAUCAUCACAGAGGAUCCGUCACCUCUCAGUGUUGUGUGUGUGUGUGAUUGACAGGAUGAGUGAGGGUGAUCUUAUGAACCCUGCUGCUGUGUGUUCACCUGUGGAGGAUUUACAGGGUGACGCCCGCUGGAUGACACAGCACGAGCGUUUUGUACAGGAGUGUAAGGACGCAGAGCCUGAAGUGUUGUUUCUCGGAGACUCAAUGAUUCAACUAAUGCAACAACAUGAGGUCUGGAAGGAUUUGUUCUCUCCUCUGCAUGCACUGAACUUUGGCCUGGCUGGAGAUACCACCUGUAACGUCCUCUGGAGGAUAAAGAACGGAGAACUGAAGAACAUCCAGCCGAAGGUGGUGGUUCUUUGGGUCGGCACAAAUAAUCAUCAGCACACAGCCGAGCAGGUGUCUGGAGGUGUAAAGGCCAUCACACAGUUUCUCAUCGCACAACUCCCUCAUGCCAAAAUCAUCAUUUUGGGUCUUCUGCCUCGCGGGGAACGUCCCAAUCCUUUACGUGAGAAGAACGCCACCGUGAACGAGUUACUGCGCUCGUGGGUACCUCAGCUCGGUUCAGCAGUUCACUUUCUGGACCUCAGCAAAGAGUUCGUUCACUCGGACGGAACCGUCUCGAAAAGAGACAUGUUUGACUUCCUGCAUCUGACUGCUGCUGGAUAUCAAACCCUCAGCAAACCUCUUUAUGAUCUACUACUGCACAUCCUGGAGGAAACUACAGCAGAAACACUCACAUAGAUUCUGCAAACCUUUUUAUAUUUACAUCAAAAAACUAAAUAUUGUCUUGGUGUUGAAAUAGCUGUCAAUGUAACAUAUUGUGACAUAAGAUUUUUAUUACAACAAACAAACAGAAUAAUACUGACAUGACUCUACCUAAAUGUUGUAAAUUGAUUAUUUUUCACCGUUGUUGCUCUGCCAUUAAAUCUUCAUAAAUCCACUCAAUAAAUGAUCAAGGCCUUGAUGAAUCAUGUCAACUAAACAAAGUUACAGCAUUCACAUCCAGUAAUGUUCUAGACAUGGAACAGUUUGUAUACUAGUCCCAUUUAACUAAUAUCAUGAGUUACCAAUAAACAAUAUAGGCCCAGUUUCACAGACACCGCUUAAGUCU
Messenger RNA from Paramisgurnus dabryanus, 1725 nucleotides. Its product is annotated as platelet-activating factor acetylhydrolase IB subunit alpha2-like. Gene Ontology annotation, molecular function: platelet-activating factor acetyltransferase activity. The record is from RefSeq and is a predicted model, not a curated record. Gene Ontology annotation, cellular component: cytoplasm. NCBI's taxonomy places the organism in Eukaryota, Metazoa, Chordata, Actinopteri, Cypriniformes, Cobitidae.